This is a messenger RNA of Nicotiana attenuata, 1749 nucleotides long. Its product is annotated as anthocyanidin 3-O-glucosyltransferase 6-like. NCBI's taxonomy places the organism in Eukaryota, Viridiplantae, Streptophyta, Magnoliopsida, Solanales, Solanaceae. The coding region runs from base 40 to 1488 and encodes 482 amino acids. The transcript has a single exon. The record is from RefSeq and is a predicted model, not a curated record. Gene Ontology annotation, molecular function: UDP-glycosyltransferase activity.
GAAUUCUCUUACUCUGCCUAAUACGCUGAUAACAGAGCUAUGGACACAAAAAAACCAGAGCUGGUUUUCAUUCCAUCGCCUGGAUUGGGUCACGUAGCUUCCGCAGUUGAAAUUUCCAAACUGAUUCUUGAUACAGAUGAACGUCUUUCCAUUUCUCUCCUUAUAAUGAAACAUCCUGCCGAUUUCGGCGUUCAACCUUAUCUUCAAUCACUCUCUUCUCAUUCCCGUUUGCACUUUGUAGAUGUUUCAAUUGACUCAAAAACAGCUGCUGAACUCUUGUCUAACAAGGACAGAUUCUUGUAUGAUUUCGUCGUGGGUCAUAAAUCAAAGGUAAGAGAAUAUGUUCGUAACAACAUUACUAGUAAUAGCUGUUGUGGGUUCGUUCUUGAUAUGUUCUGCAUUUCCAUGAUUGACGUGGCCAAUGAAUUUGGUGUUCCCAGUUACAUUUUCUUUACUUCGGCUACUGCUUUUCUUGCGUUAUCGCUUCAUUUUGAAGCUCUUAGGAGUAAUGCUAACGAAGACGAAAUUUCCAAGUAUGAUUACUCUGAGUCUAAUGAGGAAUUAUCAAUUCUUGGAUUCAAAAAUCUGUAUCCUGCUAAAAUCUUACCUAGACCAGCUAAAUCUGUUACACCUAGCUCGAUUUUGUACUUCAAUGGUAUCCGUCGUUUCAAAGAGACAAAAGGUAUUAUUAUUAAUACCUUUGCUGAGCUUGAAUCUUUUGCUCUUCAGUCUCUUUCCGAUGCUAAUAUUGUUCGGCAGAUUUACCCAAUUCAUCCCGUAGCCAAUCCUGAAGACGGGGAUAAGAAACCGGAAACUGAAAGUAUUAUCAAGUGGUUGGAUGAUCAGCCCAAGUCAUCUGUAUUGUUUUUGUGCUUUGGUACAUUGGGAAGUUUUGAACCUGAGCAAGUAAGAGAAAUAGCAAUUGCAUUGGAGCGCAGCGGUCAGAGGUUCUUGUGGUCGUUACGAAGGCCACCACCAAAAGGUAAAGUAGAGAUGCCAAAAAAUUAUGAUAAUUCUGAGGAAGUACUGCCUGAAGGAUUCUUGGACAGGACAAAUGGGAUUGGAAAAGUCGUAGGAUGGGCGCCUCAAGUGACUGUAUUAUCACAUCCUGCUGUAGGCGGAUUCGUGUCGCAUUGUGGGUGGAAUUCUGUACUGGAGAGUGUGUGUUGUGGGGUGCCUAUUGCUGCUUGGCCGUUGUAUGCUGAACAGCAGAUGAAUGCGUUUUUGUUGGUUAAAGAAUUGGGAUUGGCAGUGGAGAUUCGGAUGGAUUAUGUUAAGGAUUUUGAAAGGAAAAAUCCAGUUGAUAUUGUCACUGCUGAGGAAAUUGAAGGCGCAAUUAAGAAGCUUAUGGUGCAGGGUGAAGAGAAUGAAGUGAGGAAAAGAGUGAAGGAAAUGCAAGAGAAGAGCAGAACAGCCAUGGAGGAAGGUGGAUCAUCUUAUACAUCUCUACAACUUUUGAUUGAGGAUUUCAUCAGCAACAUUUCCUAAAGAUUUUCGUGGGACGGAUUUAAGUUAUGUAAACUGAUAAUGUAAAGAUAUUUUUGCACCAUCAGUGAAUUUUAACCCGUAAUAACAGGCUAAUAACUAUCUUAAUGUAUAUCCAGUGUCCUGAGUGUACAAACUUUUACACUGUCAAAGCAUGGAAUUUAAACUCCUCAGGAUACGCGAUGUUCUUAAUUCUUAACGAAACUAUUAUAUACGUUCUCAAGGUGCAAAAAGAUAUUGUUUCAUUGCUUAUUUGUGGUUGAA